This is a messenger RNA of Suillus clintonianus, 1073 nucleotides long. RefSeq lists its product as uncharacterized. The record is from RefSeq and is a predicted model, not a curated record. The coding region runs from base 115 to 942 and encodes 275 amino acids. Lineage: Eukaryota; Fungi; Basidiomycota; Agaricomycetes; Boletales; Suillaceae. The transcript has 14 exons.
UGGAACCAGCUCCCCUUCUUCCCUCUCUCCGAGUCAAAGCGACGGACAAGUGGCCAGUGGCCAUUUAUAGAACCUUGCUGCCCAGACUAAGUAGGACCCACACACGGCUGGUGAAUGGUGAACUGGGCAGAUCCCAAUGUCAUCUCGAAAUGCAGCAACAUCUUAGAAUACCUUAAUUUCCUAUGUCUCGGUGUGUACAUUUGGGAGUAUAUAAAAUCAUGGCAAGUUGAACUUGCUUUGAUUUGCAGACGCAUGCCGCCUCGAUGGCCUCUACUGCCAUACAUCACCGGUCGUAUUCUUCUUCUGACGUCUGCGAUUAUGAUCUGCUGGAUCGCCAGCCCGAGCUCCCAAGUCCUAGAUUGUCACAGUGCUUUUUUGGCCUUUUCUUUUGCAGCAAAUUCAUCCAUUGGCUGUUCUUCUUUGAAUUUGAUGCUACGACCAUUCAUGAUUUGGAAAGGGUUCAGCUGGGUCCGUAUAUUUCUGGUAUUAGCCACGAUUGGCCAGUGGAUAUUCCUGUUACGGGUGAUGAUUGACUUCACCGUCAUGGAAGUGAACGAUAGCUGUGGCUUCAUGCUCGUUGACCAUGAUGAUAUGACCACUCUAUUUGUCUACACGAUGUGUUAUGAUAUACUGGCACUUGCUAUGACUAUAAUCGGCCUUCGGAAAACACCAUCAUCAAAUGUAAUAUGGAGAACGUUGCAUAAACAAGGGAUAGCAUAUGUCUUGAUCACCUGCUUUGCAAAUAUUAUCCCAACCGUUAUGUCUGCAUUAAACCUGAAUCCUGCCAUGAACGUUAUAUUUGCAAUGCCGGCAUCUGUCGUCAGCACUAUCGCAUCGAAUCGAAUAGUUCUGUCUCUUAUAAACCUACAGUCGAGCGCCUCCACGGAGGAAAUGGGUAGUCGAGAUAUACCACUUACCACCAUGCUAACACUGCCCACGUGAGUUCUUGCUUUGAAUUUAACCUUCAUCAAAUGAUGAGCAUGGCACACAGCGCAUCCUCCAUGGACCCUCAGAACUACGUAUGAUGUUUGGGACACAUCAAUCUGCCAGUUUCUGUUGAUAAACUUGGAGAG